GGCAAAUGCUCCGCCAAGGGGAGCGGCUAUGCGCACGGGAGCGCCAGGUACUCCAUUCUUUCACCACGGCUAUGGUUCUAGCUCGGGAGGAACAGGCGGUCUGGUAGUCGUCGGCGUUGUCGGGAAGAAUGAGGAGGAUUUGUCGCAGCUGCUGGACAGGAUUUUGGAUCAGCGGGUGUUUGGGGGGAUCUCAGGCCAUUUCUCGACGAAUUCCGGGGCGUAUGGCAGUAGAUUAGAUGCGUUUGGGCGGAUUCCAGUCCCGGGCAGCGGCAGGGCGGAGGCUACUGCCGCCUCGAGAUAUGGGAGUUGGAUGAAGAACAGGCUGCGGCACUACUGCGAUGAGGAACGAGGGAUUCUCUUCGUCUUGUUUCCGUGUGGAUCGCUUCCAGUGGAGCUCCUCGCGGAGGAGGAUUUCUCUGUGAUGGGCUUGGCCUCUUUGCUCGAGCAGCAUGAGAUGUUUGGAGUUCGAGGACUUUUCUUCAUGUUCUCGGUAUGUCACGUUGUUCUCUUGGUUCAAGAAGGAGCUAAGUUUGAUCCACGGCUCUUGCGGCUCUUCCGAGUGUUACAAGCCGCAAAAGCAGCGAUCAAGAUGCCGCUAAAGGGAGCUCAAGCUCGGGGUUUUUACACAGGUAGCUCGCCUGUGAGGGGUGGUCGCCAGGCUUCCGGUUUUUCUCUCAUGUCCGGGCUCUCACACGGUUUGUUCCCGGGGCAGUGUACUCCGGUUCUUCUCAUCGUCUGCAUAGACGACUUCUCGGAGUUUGAGACUUCGGACGCUACAGUUCGGCAGUCGAAACUUUCCACGGGGGUAAGACAGGUUGGGAAGCUAGAGCAGGGAACACGACGAAAGUUUCAAUCUUCGGUGGAAGCUCAGGUCCGGUUCUUGGUAAAGAAGAGCCGAACAAUUCUUGGCUUUGGUGACUCUGGCUUAGGAGGUGGUAUGGGACUUAGAGGCUCUGGCAAUGUCAUGGGAGCCGUUCCAGGUGGCGGUGGAGGUCCGGCACUCUUUACUAUGGACCCGUCGAGGGUGGUGUUGUUUGUGGAUCGCUUUUCGAAUCGAUGCUGCGAUGCUUUAGAGGGUACUAUUACCAUCUUGGAAAACAUGAUCAAGGGGAUCCCAAACGCAGAAGGGGCUCUUUGGGAGAAUACAAGUGGAGUCACCGAGGACAUACAGGCCGUAAGAGAUUUUAUAUGGAGACAGGCCGAGAUUGUUAGAGGCAGGGGAGGUACUCAAGCAAUGUCUGUGGGUGUUGGGAUGGUAGCUGCUGCCGCUGCCGCUGCUGCUGCUUCCGCUGCUGCCGGUUCCAUGGGUGGUGCACUGAGGCCAAUCUCGAAUCCUCCUGAACUUCCAACUUUGCAAAGCUGGCUGGCGGCGAGCAACACAAUUCUCUCGUCGCUGCUGAAGUUUGAAGGAAAGGUGGAGGUUUCUCGACGUCAGAGCUGCCCUGGAUCGGGAGUUGAUGCUAGUGCCGGAUCAGGUCUCAGACUUUUCAGUGAGGCAGACUUGGCGUGCAUAGACUUAGCGUGUGCGGACACGAACACCAAGUUUUCAGCUUCUUGGUGCAAAAAGGCCAUGCCUUCUGCUCGAGGAGUUUACUUGAAAGGACUGCCACCCUGCUAUCCGACUGCUGUUCACAAGCACCAGUUGGACAAGGCUAUCGGCGCCUUUAGAAGUAUGGUGAGAGGCCCAGCAGUGAACGUGUUCUUGGAGAAGCUCAAACGAGAGUGUGAAGCCUUGUGGAAGUCGGGAAGGCAGUUGUGUGAUGCCGUCAGCCUUACAGGGAGGCCGUGUACGCAUCAAGUUCCAGAAAAUGCCGAGAAGGAAGAAGUGCAAAGGCCUCACUCCAGCGGUUAUGUGUUUCUCAGUGCCUGUGCCUGUGGAAGAUCACGGAGGCUGCGAGAGGAUCCUUUCGACUUUGACAGUGCAAACGUAUCCUUCUUUCGGUUUCCAAACUGCGAGGACCUGCUACCGUCAGUGGUUCUGCCCCAUCAUUCGAAAGCAUCGGAAGGGUCUGCAUGGAGCAUACUGCGGUUGGGGAAUGCAAAGUAUUAUCAACCAUCGGCUGGUCUUCUGCAAGCUGGUUUUUGCGCCGAUCAAAACUAUCUCUCUCACUACGACAUGUCACUCCACUACAAGUCUGCUGCUGAGCCGGAAAAGACGUUGGAAGGCUCUAAAAUUUCAAAGUCGUCGUCUGAUCAGGGAACGGUGUCGAAGAAGCAUUCCGAGGAUCUGAAAUUCAAGCCCGCGGAGAAGCAAAAGAAUGCUGACGUGAAACUUGACUACAACGAAGAGUCUGCUUUUCCGCCACUUCCUCAGAAGAAUGGUCCAAAGCCAACGAAACAAACUCCUAAGAAAGCACCCGUAAAAGCAAUGGAGUCCAAGACCAACAAAAGCGAGCAGCCGAAGGAGAUGGUAGAAAAUGGUGGUUCUCCUUUGAAAACCAUUGCUGCUGACGCGGGGGGCGCUCGUGCAACCAAAGAGGCCACGGACGUUGGUCUUUACAUCGGGUUUGAGCACGAGUGUCCUCACGGCCACAGAUUCUUCCUAUCAGUGGAGCACUUGCAGAAGCUUAGCCCUCCAUACUCUCAGCAGGCUGGAGUUGAGAAGAAAGCAAGGCGGAACAAGCUGAGAGGCAACCGAGCAGCACAUUUGGAUCGAACUGUUCCCGCAAGAACAUCGGACAGGCUGCAAGAUGGUGUGUCUGGCUCGCUCAUCGAGUUCAAUGCUGCGAUGGAGAACCUGAGCGUGGCCGAAGCUGGUGGUGACGGACGCGUGCUACUGAACUCGGACCUCCCGAUCUAUAUGGAAUGUCCGCACUGCAAGGCGAACAGCAACAAAGAGAGCGACUUAAAUUAUGCUGGGACUGUUUCGCGCUUGCAGCGUAUAUUUCUGGUAACCCCACCGUUUCCAUUGCUCAUGGCUUCGUGCCCUGUGGUGCAGUUUGAUGAAACGUCGACACCUAAUGCUAAGUGUGCCAUGCGUUUUAGCUUCAACUGCGAAGUGGUAUUGCCACCAGACAGUUUUUUGAGCUUACGCCUGCCUUUUGUGUACUGCACAGAGAAUGAGGAUGGUUCUCUGUUGCCACUGCAGUACAAAGAGGAUCACCCCGAGCUGAGCGCCUGGCUUGUCAAAGGCACCGUAUUUUAUGUCCUCUCCGGCAGGCAGUGACGACAAGAGACACGAUUUCUUCCACUUCCACGAUCCAGCUGCAGCAGACGUUAUGUUUUCUCCCUCCAGUGAUCACCACUUCAGCAAAAAUCGUCAUCGAGGUCUUUGCAAAGGGAAGCUCGCUGCCGCCAGUCUCGCUUCAUCGAGGUCCAUGGAAAAUGGCUCUGUGAGAGACCUCUCCAUCACUUCGGUUUCGUCCAAGCUCUUGGCUUCGCUGUUGAUAUGUAUAGCUAAGGCAGACAAGGAAACGUCACAGCAAAGGUGAGCUCGUUCAAAAUCUUUCUUUCGCUCGAAUCAACAGCGUCCCUGUUUCUAGUGCUGCUGCUACGCACGAAAAAACUGUUCUAGAGAAGAAAGUUCUAGCACGAACUCUCUCACUCCCAGAGAAAACUUUGGGGUAUAUUCUUCCUCCCUUAAGCGUACGGCGGAGAUUGGCCGUGAUGUCAUGCA
Messenger RNA from Selaginella moellendorffii, 3616 nucleotides. Its product is annotated as protein yippee-like At5g53940. Gene Ontology annotation, biological process: nuclear-transcribed mRNA catabolic process, nonsense-mediated decay. Gene Ontology annotation, cellular component: ubiquitin ligase complex. The record is from RefSeq and is a predicted model, not a curated record. Bases 29 to 3166 code for a protein of 1045 amino acids. Lineage: Eukaryota; Viridiplantae; Streptophyta; Lycopodiopsida; Selaginellales; Selaginellaceae. The transcript has 6 exons.